AUGCAGAGAGCGACCAGAAGCUCCUUCUAUGCCGAUACCCAGUUUAAAGAUGAACUUCAUCAUUUCCCACAUCCUCCAUCAUCCUCAUUCUCCUCCAGCGUGACUGCGGCCGCACCAGCCAAGAAAAUUACCUUCUACAAGAGCGGUGACGCCCAGUUCAAAGGCAUCAAGAUGGCCAUUCACAAACGUAGCUUUAAAUGCUUUGAUGCCUUACUGGAUGACCUUUCCCAAAAGGUUUCUCUGCCUUUUGGUGUCCGUACAAUCACGACCCCCAGGGGCAUCCACAGCAUUAAACAUUUAGAGCAGUUGGUGGACGGGGGCUGUUACCUGUGCUCCGAUCGCCGCUACGUGAAGCCAAUCAACAUGGAAGCUGCAGGGAAGAGGCCAGCUGUCUGGCAGCACCACAGCCAUCCUCAUAACGCCCGCAGGAAGCCCUCCAGACCUGAAGAAGCCCCCUCGCGACAGCAGCACUACCAUCGCCACCCAAAGAAGAUCGUUCUAGUGAAAAACAAUGACCCUGCUGUGAGAAGGUCCAUCAUUCUGAGUAGGAGAACCGCUCGAAGUCUUCGUGUCUUCAUGGAGGAGAUUUCCGAGCUCAUGCAGUGUCAUGUCAAGAAGCUCUACACGCUGGAGGGACAUAAGAUCGACAGUAUUCAGAGUCUGAUGCAGUGCCCGAGUGUUUUGGUGUGUGUGGGUCGAGAACCCUUCAGGCCUUUGCUCACAGAGAGUGUGAAGAAGCUCUCUGACGAAAGGCUACCAGGAAUGGGCACAAGAUCUCAGUCCAGCAUCUACAGUGAAGGCUAUGAGAGCAAAAAGAAUGUAAACUUUGGCCUGAAGACAAAGAAAAGCAUCAUCCAUCCACGAUCAGACUCUAGUAACAGAUCAACAAGAUUCUCUCUUUCUUCAGAAAAGUCUUAUCAGAAUGGAUUAUGCAUGACGCCAGGACAGUCUGGUUGUGUCAAAACCUGUCCUUAUGUUAAAGAACUCGUAGUGAAAGAUGACAUUGAGAAGAGAGUGCUAGUAAACAAAGAUGGAAGCCUUUCCAUCGAGAUGAAAGUUCGCUUUAGCCUCUUUAAUGACGAGACUCUCCAGUGGUCCACUGAGAUCAAAAAGUCAUCUACGAACCUCAGCGAUAACGGCUCUGUAAAAGACGCCGAGCCACAUUAUCUCCAAGCUAAAGCUGAAUAUUCAGACCCAGAAUCCAUUUAUCCAUCUGAGACUGAGGAAGCCUUUGUGUCAAAGCUACUUCAGAAGCAUCUUGAGGAGUCGCAUUGUCAGAAUUGUUGCAACUGCCAAGAGUACGACAUUUGGAAAAACCCCAUGCACAAAGACCAGGCGGCCUGCAAGUCGGCAAGUUCAAGUGGAUCAUCUCUUAAAAUUGUACAUAAAAAGUCAUCUGUGGAUAGCACGCAAACAAUUUCUCGCUCUAGUGAGGAAUGCACUGAGCAUGAGGUGGAAAAGGCCUUGUGCUUUGAGCAGAGUAUGGAGGAAGGAGACACCAGGGUGGAAUACUGCACAAUAAGUCAUUGCUGCAGUCAAAGUGAAGUAUCAGCCUCUGCCGUUAACUCAAAGAGCAGUCAUGCUAAAAGUAAAUGUUCUCAUAUGGACAUCAGGGAACCUGAUGCUGAAAAAUCUCCAAUGCCACACCAAGUGGUCACUAAGACCACAGAAGAGCGGCCAAUUUCUGUUGUCAGCAGCUCGUCUAAAGUGCUUGAGUCUUUUAAGGAAGAUCAAGAUGAUGAUUACGAUGACCUGCCUCCAAGCAUCUCCAGAGCAUCACAUUGGUCUCAGAAAAUUGUGGAGUCGAAGAGAGCAACCAGUGCAAUGUCUAAGAUCUCUGAAGUUUCAGGAAAGUCUAAAGCCUGCUCUGAAAGAUCUAUCAAAUCAGGUUCAAACACCCCAGAAAAGGAGAAUGGCAAAGACAUGACAAAGAAUGACUUAACUGUGACCUCUCCGUUGCCUAGUUCAAAGAGGUCUCCAUCUCCGAGCAGACCGAGGUCAACCCACAUGUCUGAAGUUAAGGAGACUAAUAGCAGAGCUCCAAGCGAGUUGAUGGUAAACUCUAAAGUAUCCUCACAAUCCCAAAACUCAAGUAAAGGUUGUUGUCACAGUUCCUCAAAUAGUAAUUUGAAAGAUUCAAAGCCUAAGACCCAAAACAAGGAUGUCAAAGAUGAAUCUGUGGAGAGAGUUGCAAGCAGAUUGUCAGGAAAGUCAAAACUGUCAGCUAAAUCACAUAUAAACAACAUAAUGUCUUUGUGCAACCAGUUAGAUGAGCCUCUAAGCCCAACAUCAACAGCAUCUGUCUCUCUUGGACUUGAUGAAGAACUAAAGUGUGAUGACUUUGAUGAACGAUCAACCAGUGGCAUGUCAGCAACCAGAGAGGACUGUGGACAUAAAUUGGAGAUUGAAAAUGGUGUGGAGAUUGAGGACAGAUCGAAGAAGGUAGCAUCUGUGAACUCUGCAAAUUCAGAAUCAAAAUCCAAAAAGUCUCAUCACAUUAAUUGCAAAACUCCUGACCAAGCCCUCUCACUUGUCUCAGAUAAAAGUGUAGUGUCAGAAGAACUUAAGAAGAGCAAGUCAAGAAGUGGGUUAAAUGAAAACAAUAUCAGAGUGCCCUCCGCUUUGUCAGUGUCAUCUUCAUGCAGUAAGUCACCCUCCAGUGUUUUACAGGGAAGUGCUAAAAAUACAGCAACAAAAGGAAGUGAGAGAGCUUGUGAAGCUGGCAGUGACACCAACCAAGCAGAAAUGACUGAAAUGCAUAAUGCAUCCAACAAAAUGUAUGGAACAUCUUUAAAACAUGACCAAAAAGAAAGAGCCUCUGGAAAAGCUACACCAGUAAAUGAUUGUUUAAAUGCUGGAGAGACCUCUAAACAUUCAGUGAGGUCCAAAAAUGACCAAAGUACCUCCAAGAAUGAUAGAAGAUCUAAAUCUUCUCCACAAUGUUUGGAAAUAAACUGCCUUAAAAUAAAAUGUGAUGCAGCCAAUGAUGCUGGCAGUGCUAAGUCUCUUCAAACAUCCAAAUCAGACAUGAUAUCUGUGAAAAAAGUCACAUCCAGGCCAAAUUCAGUGGUGAUGUCUGAUAUUUCUCAGAACUGUCGAAUUCACACCAAAAAUAAAGCAUCAGUCAUAAAUACUGGCUCGUCGAGUGAUAGCACUUUAUCACGGGCCCUUUCAGCUGCAGAUUUGUUAAGAGAGAUUGUUGACAAUGUAAGACCUGUCAGUAGAGAAUCAAAGUCAAUUACCUCCAGCAAAAAUGUUGACAAGUUUGAGAAGAUUAAUGACAAUAAAAGUGACAAAAGCAGCCAAAACAAACACAGGAAAGUCAGCGAAACAUCAGAGCGCAACAACGAGGAACACUGUUCAGAACUGAUGCCAUCAUGCUUACCAAACUCUUCCCCUACAGAAGUUGUGAAGGACUGGCUCAGGAACAUUCCUACUGAUGGCCCUGUUUAUGAAAUGGAUGUCGAACUCACUGAAAGUAUUACUCAGACUCCAGGUGACGAGGACGCUUCUCAACAGGACAAAAGUGAGCCACCAGAAAACAUAAUAGAGAUUAAAGAACCUCAUGAGGAGCAAACUGAGGAGAUUCAGGAGGAGAACCAUGUCAAUUGUGUUGAGAAACAGGUGUGUGAAGAAAGACUACAAAUUGAAACAAGCAAAAUGGAUCCCAAUCCUGAAACAUUGACUAAAAAAGAGGGUUUACAAAAGCAGUGCCAUUCUUCUGUUCAAGUGAUGAAGGUUUUACUGGGUCCAAAACUAGACCGAUGCAAUAGUCUACCCGAGAUCUCACCUGUGUAUGGCAGAAAAUUAAGCCAAUCAGCCCAGGGGCUACUUGAUUGCCUUGUAAACUUACGAUUAAUUGACUCAGAGCCUAAAAAGGAGAAACAUCCCAAAUACAAUGAAGUCAUGAUGAUCUUACAAUCGCUAUGGCUUCAAGAGCCCUCUGAGAAUAAGCCGAACAUAAAAGAACAUCUUUCGGCAGAAAAUGAAUUUAACCCAAGGUCUUCAUCUGGAGUAGAUGUUUGCAGUGGCUCCACGGGAUCUGUUAAGUGUAGCAUGAGCGGUAUAGUAGAAAAAUCAGAGACAAUACAAGGCAAAAUACCACCAAUUGCCAAACAGGAGGCCUCACUUUCAGACAAAGAUGAAGUUGUGGUGGAAGAAGAUGAGGAAAAGCCUACAACUGCCUCAUGUGAAGGUUUAGAUCCAUCGAAUGUCCUCUCAGAUCCAAUAACUCCAGACAUUGCAGAGCGAGUCCAAGGGAGUCCAAAAAAUACAGAAAUGGGUGAUGAUAACCAAGAAAAUAUUGUUUUAACUCCAGCCACCAAGGAAGAUUCUCAAAGCACAGAGAAUAAGAAUGAAUCGGAUCAAACUCCUCUGACAUCCUUUAACAAGAGCUCUGGGAACGAGAGUUACACAAUAAAAUCUACGGAAAAUACAAGUUCAGGAACGCCACCAUCUGUUCAAAGAGCUUCGCUCAUUAAAAGAGUUUCACAAGACCCAGAUCCCAUUUGGGUUUUGAGCUUAUUAAAAAAGCUAGAAAAGCAGUUCAUGUUGCAUUACGCAGAUGCCAUGGCAGAGUUUAAAGUUAGGUGGGAUUUAGAUGACAACGAGAUGCUCAAUAUGAUGAUCAGAGAACUGAAAGAUGAAGUACACAAACGGAUUCAAUCGAGUAUUCACCGAGAACUGCAAAAAAUCCAAGGUCGAGCUGGUAAGGGACCAAGGCCUCCAGAAAAUGCUCUUUCAAGAGAAUCCACUGUCCAGACUGAACAGAGACGCAAACGUCUUCGGGUUAUGCGCAAUAAAUCCAUCUCUCUGUCAAGGAGUGAUGAAAAUUACACUGCGUCUGGUACGGAUUAUAGCAAUCAACGUAUUGGAGAUGAGUAUUGCCCAUGUGAUGUAUGCAUGAAGAAGAAAAUGGCAUCCAGAGUAGUCCAGCGAGCUCAGGCUUUGAGUUUGGCUCCGGUCAUGAAGGAAUUCGAUCUGCGGAAAAUACUUCAAAUGAAAAAGGAUCCAGCCAAAUCACCAGAGUGGAAGAUGGAAGAACAAAGCACUGCCAAUACAGGUAAUAAAGAAGAAAAUAACUUAGAAGUUGUUCACGAAGAUGUAGAGGAAGUGAAGGAUAAUAGAGGCCAUAUCAGUGAGGCUAAAGAAGGUGACAUUAAGGAAGAGGCUGAAAGAGAGGCCAAAGAUAAUGAACAUAUCCAAGAAGAUGCAUCUGCAGACCAUGAGACAAAAGAUGAAGAAACAAAUGACAAAAAAGAGUCCAGUGAUGAGGAUGACGAUGAAGAAAUGGAAGGAGAGAGAGACAAAGAAGAGGAGAAUGGAGAUGGAGAAGUUAAGGAAAAAGAAGAAGUGGAGAUAGAUGAAAAGGCAGAAAAUGCAGAGGAAGAGGAAGUAGAGUUAGGAGAAGCAGAACAUGGUGAAAUGAUUCAGGAAGAGGCUGAAAAAGAAGGAAAUGCAAUGGAGGAGGAGUGUGAGGAGAAAGAUGGUCCUGAGGGAGACAUUGAAGAAGUUGGAAAUGCAGAAAACAGUGAUACGGCUGAGGACGAGGACGAGGACAAAGAGGAGAACAUGGAAACUGCAGAAAAUGGUGAGAUGACAGAAACUGGAGAGGAAACGGAAUCAGGUGAGGAAGGAAAAGCUCCAGAGGAAGGGGAAGCAGAAACUGAAACUGGGGAUGAAGUUAAUGUAGAGAAAACAGAGAAAGACAAACCUGCAGCAGAUGAAGGUGAAUCUAAGUCUGAUAAAGAUGACACUUCUGAAGGUGAAAAAUCUGAUGAAAAUGAACCACCAAACAAGGAGUCAACUAGUGAGAAGAAUGCAAAUGGGAACUAUACUGGAUCUGCAGAGGACAAAACCGUGGAAGAUAGGAUAUCAGACACUGAAGAGGAUGAGGACCAGCUUGAAAAAAACAUCAAGACCUCAAAUGUAAAUGCCAAAGAGGAGGUCAGAGGAGACCCAGAUGAGACAGACAAACAGGAAGAUCUUGUUGAGGACUUUAAACCAGACAAACCAGACUCUGAGAAAGAUAAACCUGGUAAAACCAUUGUUGAUGGCUUUGAGUGCACAAUAACAAAACAGAUCACUAGAAUCUCAAUGGAAUCUCAACCAGGAUCAAUGGGGAACUGCACUAAUCACGUAGCACAAGCUAAACUGAAAGAUCUGCACAGUUUUAUGGAGAGCACUGAGAGUCACGGAGACAACAUGGUUGUUAUUACUAAACAAGCUCCGUACAAAGACAAUAGUGAGUUAACUGGGCAAGGAAACCAAAAGGACAUUGGCAAUGGGUUCCCUGAAUGGGAAGUCUCUCCUAAGAUAAGGAACAGGGCCAUUAAACAAAAGAAGCCAAUGGACAAUGAUAUUUUGAUGAACGGUGAAGAGUUUUAAUGUCUUCUUUGAUAAUCCUGCAUACGAAGCACUUUAUUUUUAUUUCAUAUGUUUCUUGACUGGACUCUUGACAAUGUUUGAAAUGGUCAGUCUGACUUUAACAUCUCAGAGUUACCAUUGAACAAAACAUUUGAAAGAUAUCUCAAAGCUGCAUAUUGUACAAUUCUGUAUAUGUUUAUUGUAUACAGUAGGUAUUAUUUUAUUGACACACACUAAGAUACCACAAAUACCAAACUUUUAUCAACAAAUGCAACAUUUUAGACCUAAUGUAUGUGGAUUUCCAAGCAAAAGAACUGAACUAAUUGGAAAUACUGUAAAUAAUGAAUUUCAUAGUCCACAGAAUAAUGUACAUUUUACUGAUAAACAUUGUAUUUUCAGGGUGCUGUCAGUUAUUUUAUAAGUAUUAUUUACACGCAUUAUUCACCCAAACCUCAACCAAGGUUGGCAAUGCAUACGUUGCAUACUGUCAAUUUAGUGUGCAUUCUAAAAAACACAAUAUACAGAUAUGUGUAGUAAUGAGGUUUCAUCCAGAUUUGGUACUGUAUGAGACACUCUGUAAAAGUUUUUAAUGACUUAACUAUGUUUAUUUAUUAAGUCAUAGAAUGUUCUGAUGCUGCUAAGUGGUGCUUGAUACUGCAUUUUACAUUUACAUAGUAAAAUAUCUUGCCAUGCAUGGUACUUAAAGCAUCCUGGACCAAGGUUUGUUGUAUGUUGCUAUUUUAUUGUUACG
Molecule: messenger RNA, 7117 nt
Organism: Myxocyprinus asiaticus (Chinese sucker)
Lineage: Eukaryota; Metazoa; Chordata; Actinopteri; Cypriniformes; Catostomidae
Product: retinitis pigmentosa 1-like 1 protein
Exons: 4
Coding region: 1-6387 (2128 amino acids)
Biological process (GO): intracellular signal transduction; axoneme assembly; photoreceptor cell development
Cellular component (GO): axoneme
Source: RefSeq, a predicted model, not a curated record